Molecule: messenger RNA, 4777 nt
Organism: Cynocephalus volans (Philippine flying lemur)
Lineage: Eukaryota; Metazoa; Chordata; Mammalia; Dermoptera; Cynocephalidae
Gene: PALD1
Product: phosphatase domain containing paladin 1
Exons: 22
Coding region: 592-3162 (856 amino acids)
Cellular component (GO): cytoplasm
Molecular function (GO): protein tyrosine phosphatase activity
Source: RefSeq, a predicted model, not a curated record
GGCCGGGGCGCGCGGCUCCCACCGCCGGCGAGCGCUGGCUGCAGCUGGCUCCCGCUGUCGUGGCCUCGCCCAGUCGGCCUGCCCACCUCCGGAGCCUUCUGCCCACGGAUGGGCCGGGGAAGUUGGGGGGAGCGAGCCGGAGCCUGCGCCGGGCGCGCCCCGCCGCCGCCUGACUCGGCGCCCGCAGUCCGGGCGCAGCGCGCCGGCCGCAGGAGCACGGAUGCCCCCGGGAGCCGCGGGCUGGCAGGCCUGGGUCUCCUUGGAGAGUCCAUUUUUCAACUUCAGAGGGUUUUCCUGAAGGGACAGUGACCUGUCUGAAAUGUACUGGGCUCUUUAAAGUGGCCAGGAUGGUUGGAGUGUGUUCUUUUCUGUUGGGGAGUCAGACAUGGAAGGAAAGCUUCUAGCCUCAGGAAGCUUGGGGCAUCUCUACUCUCCCAUCAGAGGUCCAUGCACCAACUCCUUGGCUUCCAGAGGAGUGUGCCUUCUAAGGGAUCCAGGCUGCGUUUUCCUGUCUUUCUCUGUCCAUAACUCCCCCAAAGCAUCAGCAAAGGCCAGGCACGUGGUCUUGGGUCCUGAGGCUGCUGGCAGACUAUGGGGACAACGGCCAGCACAGCCCAGCAGACGGUCUCCGCAGGCGCCCCCUUCGAGAGCCUCCAAGGCAGCGGCACGAUGGAUGGUCGGCACUCACUCAGUGUCCACUCCUUCCAUACCACAAGCUUACACAACAGCAAGGCCAAGUCCAUCAUCCCCAACAAGGUGGCCCCUGUAGUGAUCACGUACAACUGCAAAGAGGAGUUCCAGAUCCAUGAUGAGCUGCUCAAGGCCCACUACACGCUGGGCCGCCUCUCGGACGCCACCCCUGAGCACUACUUGGUCCAGGGCCGCUACUUCCUGGUGCGGGAUGUUACUGAGAAGAUGGAUGUGUUGGGCACUGCGGGGAGCUGUGGGGCCCCCAACUUCCGGCAAGUGCGAGGUGGGCUCACUGUGUUCGGCAUGGGACAGCCAAGUCUCCUGGGGUUCAGGCGGGUCCUCCAGAAACUCCAGAAGGACAGACAUAGGGAGUGCCUCCUCUUCUGUGUGAGGGAGGAGCCUGUGCUGUUCCUGCAUGCCGAUGAGGACUUCGUGCCCUACACACCUCGAGACAAGCAGAACCUUCACAAGAACCUGCAGGGCCUUGGACCCGGGGUCCAGGCGGAGAGCUUGGAGCUGGCCAUUCGGAAAGAGAUCCACGACUUUGCCCAGCUGAGUGAGAAUACGUACCACGUGUACCACAGCACCGAGGACCUGCAGGGGGAGCCCCACGCCAUGGCCAUCAGGGGUGAGGACGACGUGCAUGUGACUGAGGAGGUGUACAGGCGGCCCCUCUUCCUGCAGCCCACCUACAGGUACCACCGCUUGCCCCUGCCCGAGCAAGGGGCUCCCCUUGAAGCCCAGUUCGAUGCCUUUAUCAGUGUCCUCCGGGAGACCCCCAGCCUGCUGCUGCUCCGUGAUGCCCACGGCCCUCCCCCUGCCCUCCUCUUCAGCUGCCAGACGGGCGUGGGCAGGACCAACCUGGGCAUGGUCCUGGGCACCCUCAUCUUGUUCCACCACAGUGGGACCACUUCCCAGCCACAGGCCACCCCCCCGCAGACCAAGCCCCUGCCCAUGGAGCAGUUCCAGGUGAUCCAGAGCUUUCUUCGCAUGGUGCCCCAGGGAAGGAAGAUGGUAGAGGAGGUGGACAGAGCCAUCGCCGCCUGUGCAGACCUGCACGACCUGAAGGAAGUGGUCUUGGAAAACCAGAGGAAGCUGGAAGGCCUGCGGCCAGAGAGCCCAGCCCCGGGACGAAACAGCCAGAACAGUGUCUGGCAGAGGGCGCUGCGGAGCCUGGAGCGGUACUUCUACCUGAUCCUGUUUAACUACUAUCUCCAUGAGCAGUACCCGCUGGCCUUUGCCCUCAGUUUCAGCCGCUGGCUGUGUGCCCACCCCGAGCUGUACCGCCUGCCCGUGACACUGAGCCCAGUGGGGCCCAUGGCUCCUGGGGACCUCAUCAGCAGGGGCUCCCUGGGGGCAGAUGACCUCGUCUCUCCGGACGCGCUCAGCACCCUCAGAGAGAUGGACGUGGCCAACUUUCGGCGGGUGCCCCGCAUGCCCAUCUACGGCACAGCCCAGCCCAGCGCCAAGGCCCUGGGCAGCAUCCUGGCCUACCUGACCGACGCCAAGAGGAAGCUGUGGCAGGUCGUGUGGGUCAACCUGAGGGAGGAGGCAGUGCUGGAGUGUGACGGGCACACCCACAGCCUACAUUUGCCUGGGCCCCCCACGGCCCCCGACCAGCUGGAGACCCUGGAGGCCCAGCUGAAGGCUCACCUGAGUGUGCCUGCCCCGGGUGCAGAGGGCCCCCCGACCCGCAGGUUCCAGACAUGCCUCACUAUGCAGGAGGUCUUCAGCCAGCACCGCGCUGCCUGCCCCGGCCUCACCUACCACCGCAUCCCUGUGCCAGACUUCUGUGCCCCCCGCGAGGAGGACUUUGACCGGCUGCUGGAGGCCCUGCGGGCUGCCCUUGCCAGGGACCCAGGCACCGGCUUUGUGUUCAGCUGCCUCAGUGGCCAGGGCCGGACCACGACUGCGAUGGUGGUGGCUGUGUUGUCCUUCUGGCACAUCCGAGGCUUCCCCGAGGUGGUUGAGGAGGAGCUUGUGAGCGUGCCUGAUGCCAAGUUCACUAAGGGCGAGUUCCAGGUAGUGAUGACGGUGGUGCAGCUGCUGCCCAACGGGCACCGCGUGAAGCAGGAGGUGGAUGCGGCGCUGGACACAGUCAGUGAGACCAUGACCCCCAUGCACUACCACCUGCGGGAAAUCAUCAUCUGCACCUACCGCCAGGCAAAGGCAGCCAAAGAGGAGCAGGACGUGCGGAGGCUGCAGCUGCGGAGCUUGCAGUACUUGGAGCGCUACGUCUACCUGAUUCUCUUCAACGCUUACCUCCACCUGGAGAAGGCCGGCUCCUGGCAGAGGCCCUUCAGCACCUGGAUGCGGGAGGUGGCAUCGAAGGCUGGAGUCUAUGAGAUCCUCAACCAGCUGGGCUUCCCCGAGCUGGAGAGCUUGCAGGACCAGCCCUUCUCGAGGCUGCGCUACCGGUGGCAGGAGCAGAGCCACAGCCCGGAGCCAUCCGCUGCUGGGGACUUCCUGUAGGGGUGUCCUCCCUGCCCCUCCCACAGUGCCCCAUGCAGGCUGGGGGUGUCCUGGGUGGGCCUCACUGGAAGUGGCCCUGGGGGAUGCUGGUUCCUGGAGAGACUGGGGUGAAUUGGGAACCUUUUUGAAAGAACUUUUGAUAGGACAUUUAGACAGCACACAGUCAUAUCUUGUAAACCACACAGGCGCAUGGACGGCCCACCAGGGUGUGUGCACCUCGCAGACGGGCCCGCGUUCAGCCUGCAAGGAGCUCACUCCCCAAAUUGCCAAACAGAGCUAAUUGCCGCUCUGUUCUCUUCUCCCCCCUCUCAGAACGGUUCCGACAGCCCCUGGCCUGGAGCAGACCCCAGCCGGUGUCAGUGUCUUACCCUUGCUGUCCUUGCUGCUCACCCUGAGGUCUCUCCCCUCUCUGCUGCCUGAGGUGGGGAGGGAGGGGUGGGCAGCAUUCUGGAUGGAUUUAUUACUUUAAAGGCAGCUUCCCCCAGUUUUCUUGCUUCUCAUGCCCCCAUCUCCAACCUGGGAGGCCACAAGUAGGACCACCUGCAUGGUCUGUUGGGGCUGGCUGGGGCCUCUGCCUCUCCUUCCUUUCCCCUGUUGCCUUCUCUUGGGGCUGGCAGGGUGGUAGAGGUUUCCCAAGGAGCUGGAAACAUCAAGGACUCCCUCUCGGGGAGGGAAGAGCUUCCAGAGGCAGACGAGCACAGUGGAAGAGGCCUGCCUGAUCUGCCUGGGAACCUGGGUGGCAGGUGCCAUGGAAGCCAAAGCCUUGAGCUGCGGGUCCCUCUGUACCUCCUCCCAGCCCCGGCAGCCCAAGAUGGCCCAGGGCCCCCACCUGCUGCAGCAGGAGCCCCCAGGAGUGUUGGGUCAAGGGUGGGUGCUGGGACGGCCCUUGUGAUCAGUGGAGUGUGCAGGAGUGGGCUAAGGAUGGCGGGAGGGAGUCAUCUGGACUCCAGGCCAUCGUUGCCGAGGAUCUUUGAGCUGCCUCCAGUGGAAACAGAAAGGGCCAGACCCUGCUGAGCUAAAGGCUGCCAGAUCAACUCUGUCCACACAGCGGGAAGGCUGCUCGGAAGAGGUGGCAAAGAAGGGCCAGAUUUGCAUCUCUCCCUGCUGGGAACUGGUGUUGCUGAAGUGUCCUCCCAGCCUGACCUGUGGGGGCCAGGGAAGCCUCUCUUUGGUUAGGUUUGUGCACAUCUGCAGAAAAAUGGAUGUGGCGUUGCUCAUGAUAUUUGAAGAGAGAAGAUGCUGAAGUUGUUCACAUCUACCCAGUAUUGGAAAACGUUUGAGCCUCUUGGCUGAAUUCUUUUGCAGAACUACUGUACGUCUGUUCACUACCUUUCUAGAUUGUUGUUAUUUUUAUUUUUGCAUGUAUUAAAAAGUUUUAAUUUCUUUGCAGACAAGGUCUAGAUGAGGAGUCAGAGAUCGGGGCUGAACUGGGAGGAAUCCUUUGUGUUCUUAUGGUUGGUCCUGACUUUAAGCUUUGCUGGGACCACUGGCCGGUCACUUUACCUCUCUGCCUCAGUUUCGCAAUCUGAAAAAUGGGAGAAUAAUACUUACCUACAUACCUCACAGGGGUAUUGUGAGGAUUCAUUCAUGAUUUUUUUUUUUUUUUUGUACAGAG